GCCUCUGACACCGUGCACACUUCCUCACUCCGCCCGGCCACAUCGUCCCUUCUGCCCGCCAUGGAUUUCUCCAUCCGCGCCGCCAACGUGGAGGACUGCAAGGACAUCGCUCGCAUGCUCAUGGAAUUGGCUGAAUAUGAGAAAGUCACGGACCAUGUGAAAGUGACUCAGAGAGACUUGGAGCAAGAUGGUUUCUCCAAGAACCCGUUCUUCCACGGGAUCGUUGCUGAGGUACCAGAGCAGCUCAAAACCAAAGAAGCAGGUCACACGAAGAUCGGCUACGCACUUUACUUCUACUCCUACAGCUCGUGGUCGGGCAGAGCCGUCUACAUGGAGGACUUGUACGUGAUGCCAGAGUUCAGAGGGAAGGGCAUUGGGAAAGCACUGAUGAGCAAGGUGGCACAGCUGGGCCUGGCUGCCGGCUGCAACCAGCUCAAUUUCACCGUUCUGAACCACAACAAAUCCUCGGUGGACUUUUACCUCAGCCAGGGCUGUUACGACCUGACGGAUAAGAUGGGCUACCACUGCAUGCGCUGCGAGGGAGAGGCCCUGGAGCACCUGGCCCAACCCUAACUCCACCUCUCCACCUCGGUAACCAUGAGCUCCGCCUACACAGUGCAGGGAAAUAGACUCAGACAAAAAAAAAGUUUAAAAAGUUGACUGUUCGGUAAGCUCCAACACUUCCACUUCAUUUCUACCGAUACUAAAUCCCCAGCUUGAUUGAAAAUCCUGAUUAUAACUAGGGUUGCAAAGGGGCGGAAAGUUUCGGUAAAUUUCCGGAAACUUUCCACGGGAAUAUUAAGCGCGGGAAUUUUGGGAAUUUUGAAAAAAAAAAAUAUGCAAAUAAAACGCUGAGCAAUAAAAACAUGAUGACAAAACUCUAUUUUAAAGAUGUAUGGAAUGCAGCACACACUGUACGUUGAAUUUCAACCCUCCACUGUGCAUUCUUCCAUCACAUGCACAGAUAACUCCCAGCAUCCUUCACUCUACAGCAGGGCUAUUGAGGCCUACUGUAGUGUGCAGGACUAGUCAGGUAAGUUUCGAUGAUAUUACUGGGGAAAAUAUAUUAGCAUGCUGAUUGAGGAUUGUUCAUCUGUUCAUCUAGCCUAUUUCCAUUCAUUUAUCCAUAAAUUGUAAAAUAUGUUUACAGACGAUUCCAAUUGUUUGGCUAACUAUUUAUAUCUCUGGCAUUGCAUUAGUGUUUUUUUACAAACUUUUUUCUCAUCUUAUUCUACAGAACAAUGCCACGUGCACUAUCUCAUGUGUGGAGACAUUUCACCCCAUCCAAUGUAGAAGGAAAGGCUGUGUACAUUUGCAAAUACUGUGCAAAGACCUAUGUUAAGAAUGACACAACGAUGCAGAAGCAUAUAGUCAAGUGCCCAAAGUUUCCUCAGGGCUCAAAUCAGCCUAUGACAAAACAAAAUGUUUAUAUUUAUGUCUGUAUAUGACAAGGGAAAUACAGUUAGUAUAAAUUACCCACAACAUUUCAAGUUUAUUCCCGUUAUUUCCCGUUAAUUCCCAUAUAUUCCCGUAAAUUCCCGUUAAUUCCCGUUAAUUCCCAUGGAAAGUUUCCAACUUUGAAUAUUCCCGGAAUUUUGCAACCCUAAAUAUAACCAAUUUUUUUUUGAUGUUCCAGCCUUGCAAUAAAUAUGCACAUGUUGGCUGCACACAGGAUUUCAAAUGAGGUAGAGUUCAAAUAUAGUUACACAACCUGUAGACCCACAAAAUAAAUUCCUACUGAAGUCAUCGGGCUAGUUAGCUUAGCAAUGCUAAUGCAGGCAGUAUACGUUGGGGUAGAUAAACAUAACUUUCAUAAGAUUCAUUAAUUGUCGUGCAAGGUUUUUAUAUAUUCACGGAAUCACUAUUAUUAAAUCUUCACAAACAGUGUCCAGUUAGCGUUGCUAGUCUGUGAUUGGCCGAUCGCUGUUUGCAGGAGGGGCUCAGCAAACACUUAAUUUGCUCAAGUAUUGGAAUGGGGCCUUUGCAAUACAUUUGAAUAGUUCUUAAUUGAGGGACCUUAAUCUGUGGUAUAUGUGGUAUUAGGUGUGUGUGUGGGUUUGUGUGUGUGUGUUGUGUGUGGGUUGGGGGGGCUAUAUUUGAAGGAUCUUUAGUGAAAGUCUUGACGUUAAGUUUGAAACAUCGUCAUCCAGGAGUUAAAUAAUCGUUUGCACAAAGAUCAAGAUAAAAAACAGGAUGUAUGUUUUAUUGUACGGCUGUUGAAAUAUAAAAGUGGGUUUGUGGUUUCCUGUCCCUUUUUAAGUUUAUGAUUAACGAUGACAACCAAAGAGUCGUUCGCCCCUCCGCUGUAAAGCUGUUGUGAUUCAAGUGUUGGCAGUUGCACUGUUCUCUUCCAUGUUGAAGCCGUGUACAUAGAUGGAUGUGAGGGUAAUCGAAGUGUGCACUAAAGGAAUCAGUGGGAUUGAACCUCAAACCUCCCUCCACGCUGCCAGACAGCAAACUCCCGGGGCUGGUUUCUCAAAGAAACACAAUCCAUCUGGCGGAAUCUGAAAAACAAAAAAGGAAAAUCUUGGACUCAUCUCGGUGCGCGUCCUUAAACCUGUCCGGCUCGAGUGAAAGUGGCACCACUCUGGGCUGCACUUCUGUUUUAUAUCCAGUGUGAUUUAAAAAAAAAACACAAAGAGGACUUCUUGUAUCAUUUCCAGCCAUUUACUGAAAACACUCAGCGGUAUAUUUAGUUUGUUUUCUCUCACUCUAAACAAGUAAGAACCACUAACCCUCCUCUUUUGUAGCUUUUUGCAAUUUGCAUUUAUUUUCAUACUUUGUUUACGAAAUAAUUGAGCGAGGAAUGUGAAGUUGUUUUUCUCAGCCUCGGGACAUUGUGUGGUCAAAUAAUCGCGUGGGUUUGCUUUCAGAGUCGAGACGUCAACGUGGAACAGUGUGUUUGGUGCAUUGUCGUCCAUGUUGUUGCAGAGUGACACAAAGAUCGAUAGAGUCCAGGGGAAGAUGAAGAGAUAUUUAAAUUUUCUCACCAGAACGAGCCAGAGCCACAGACUAUACAACGCGUGACUCAGUUUCCUCAGUGGAGGCCACACAAUUUCAAAUAUUUCAAAACCAAGUCAAAGUUCAACCCUGAUUCCUUUCAAAUCCACUGAGAUCUCAGCAAUAAAUAAACUUAAAUGUGCAACGUAAAGAUUUUAGGGAUGCGGGUGUGUUUCUCACAAUCAGUUCUCGUAGAUAAAAGCACCUUUGUUGAUGUCUUAAGGUUGUUUCCUCAACUUUGGUGCUGUGGAGCCUAAAUGUGUGUGAUACCCAAUGUGCCACAUGUUCAUGUUCCUGUUAGUAAGUGUGUUCUCAAAUGUCACCUCUGCGGUCAUUAAGUUUUUAUAUGUGUCGGACGUUGUUCUCUGGAACGGUAGCAUUUACGUAGCAUUUAGCGCUGAGUGUCAUUUGCUCUUCCAGAAAUCCUUACUCUAUAAAUGCAUUAGAAAAUACCAAAAGCCAUAUUAGCUUUAGCCUAUAUAUAUAACCUGCAUGGAAUUCAAAUGUUGGUUUCAGAAAACUUAUUUUAGGCUAAAAACAAAGGUUGUGUUUGAUUUUUUUAUUUGUUUGAUUUGUUCAGCAGUUGAGGAAUAAAACCUGUGAGAGUUGAAUAAAAUCUGUUGUGUGAAAAUAUAAA
Limanda limanda (common dab) is the source of this 3637-nucleotide messenger RNA. RefSeq names its product spermidine/spermine N1-acetyltransferase family member 2a, tandem duplicate 1 (gene sat2a.1). The record is from RefSeq and is a predicted model, not a curated record. Gene Ontology annotation, molecular function: N-acetyltransferase activity. The transcript has 6 exons. Bases 61 to 573 code for a protein of 170 amino acids. Lineage: Eukaryota; Metazoa; Chordata; Actinopteri; Pleuronectiformes; Pleuronectidae.